Molecule: messenger RNA, 1260 nt
Organism: Saccharomycopsis crataegensis
Lineage: Eukaryota; Fungi; Ascomycota; Saccharomycetes; Ascoideales; Saccharomycopsidaceae
Product: 2,3-butanediol dehydrogenase
Exons: 1
Coding region: 1-1260 (419 amino acids)
Biological process (GO): butanediol biosynthetic process
Cellular component (GO): cytoplasm
Molecular function (GO): (R,R)-butanediol dehydrogenase activity; zinc ion binding
Source: RefSeq, a predicted model, not a curated record
AUGACAGAAGAAACAAAGAAAACCAUGCGAGGCGUACUUUACUACGGCCCUAACGACUUGAGGUUCUCCAAAGAUAUCCCGAUGCCUACAAUUAGUCACCCAGAUGAAGUGAUGAUCAAGAUCAGCUAUUGUGGAAUUUGUGGUACCGAUUUGUUGUCUUACAAGAAGGGAUCACACUUCUUUGACAAGAUCCACCCGGAUACCGGUCAUCCUUUGACUGGUAAGAAGUUGCCCCAGGUGAUGGGUCAUGAAUUCUCUGGUACUAUUGUGGCUGUAGGUGACCUGGUUCGUGCGGAAGGGAAGUUCAAUCUUGGCGAUGAUGUGGUUUGUGAGCCAACCUGCUAUUGUGCUGAUAAACCAAGAUGGCCAGAUUCCAAAAUCGCAAAAGAUGCCCCUCCUCCUAAAAACGACCAUAACAGUAUUUGCGGGCAUCCUAAUUGUGAAUAUUGUGAAGAAGGAAUGACCAAUAUCUGUGAGCAUAUGGGGAUCACUGGGCUUGGGUGCACUGACGGUGGGCUUGCAGAAUAUGUGGUAGUUUCCAAGCACCAUUUGGUAAAGGUUCCAAAAUGGAUCCCUAUGGACUGUGCUGCCCUUGUCCAACCUUUAUCUGUUAGUUACCAUGCUUUCAGGACUUGUGGCUUCAAAAAAGGCAGUAGUGCUCUUAUUGUGGGCUGUGGUAGUAUUGGUAUUGGGUGUAUUUUAUCAGCCCAAGCGUUCGGGGCCGGUAAGAUUGUGUGCUCCGAGCCUGCCCAAGUACGUCGUGAGCAAGCAAAGGCUCUAGGGGUUGAUGCAGUGUAUAACCCAAAAGAUUCUGGCGACGAUUUCUCAAAAACUGUUCAAACUUUGAAAAGCCUCUCUCCUGGUGGUCGUGGGUUCGAUUAUGCCUUUGAUUGCUCGGGGUUCCCAAUCACAUUCAAAACUGGGUUGGACUGUAUUAAGGCCCGGGGUAAAUUAGUCAACUUGGCCAUUUGGCCUACUAACCCUAUGGAUUUCUAUCCUAUGGAUUUCACAAGUGGUGAAAAAAGUAUCACUGGAUCGAUGUGUUACACUCUAGAGGAUUUCGAAGGAGUGAUCAAUGCAAUGGCAGAUCAUCGGAUCAGUUUAGAAAAUUGCAAGAAGUUGAUCACCAAAAAAGUUAUGUUGGAAGAUGCCGUUGACGGGGGUUUUGAAGAGUUGGUUCGUAAUAAGGAUAACCAUGUGAAGAUCUUGAUCACUCCAAAAACUCUCAAAGAUGGUAAGGAAGUUGAUUCUCAGAAUUAA